Ostertagia ostertagi is the source of this 777-nucleotide messenger RNA. NCBI's taxonomy places the organism in Eukaryota, Metazoa, Nematoda, Chromadorea, Rhabditida, Trichostrongylidae. The record is from the annotation of a GenBank genome assembly.
AUGUUGCCGAGUUUUGUGCCGCCACGAGAGCAUUCGAUCUUUCCACGGCCCUCGAACGACGAGUUCCUGCGCUAUUGGCAGGUCUAUCAACAGCAGCUCUAUCAGAUGCUCUACACCAUCAAUUCAAUUGAUCAGAAUAUGAACGCGCAUAUGAAAGUGUUCUGUUCACCGGAAUCCUCUGAAGGAACGUCGACGGAGUCUUCUUCAGAAAAGAAGAAAUUCGAUUUCACCCAUUUGGCCGAGUCGAUCGAAAUUGAGGAGCGUGAAAAAGCUAAGGUUGAAACGACACCAACACGACCAUUCGUCGUCACCACGUCUCCAUACAGUCGGCCACCAUGGUUUUUGCUGCCUGGACGAGGUCGUACUACUGGAAAGGCAAACCGGCCUAAAAAGGAGUUCAUUUGCAAGUACUGUAAUCGGCACUUCACUAAAUCCUAUAAUCUCCUGAUUCAUGAGAGAACCCACACUGACGAGCGUCCGUAUUCGUGCGAUACCUGCGGCAAGGCAUUCCGACGUCAAGAUCAUCUCCGAGACCAUAAGUUCAUCCAUUCCAAGGAUAAGCCGUUCAAGUGCGACGUCUGUGGAAAAGGAUUCUGUCAGUCGCGGACGCUUCAAGUCCAUCGUGCCGCUCAUACAGAAUUUACCGGUGAUCAGGAUAUUGACGAUCGGGCCAUGCUCGUAUCCCCAUCCACUGUAGACGUGGAGCCGUUGUUGACGCCCGGAUCGACCCCGGAGUACAAUCUCGACCCACCGAGUCCAUCGUCGCGAAUCUGCUGA